Molecule: messenger RNA, 3756 nt
Organism: Caenorhabditis briggsae
Lineage: Eukaryota; Metazoa; Nematoda; Chromadorea; Rhabditida; Rhabditidae
Exons: 13
Coding region: 1-3756 (1251 amino acids)
Biological process (GO): defense response; regulation of cell population proliferation; regulation of transcription by RNA polymerase II
Molecular function (GO): DNA-binding transcription factor activity, RNA polymerase II-specific; RNA polymerase II cis-regulatory region sequence-specific DNA binding
Source: RefSeq, a predicted model, not a curated record
AUGGCAAAAGUUAUCCGAAUCAAGAUGCACGGCAAGAAGAUCAAUUUCGUGCCGUCUCAAAAAAUUCUCGCCAAGAGCACACUAAAAGCUGCCUUCCUGCUUGCCGAGGAGGCAAUUGUUUCUCUUUCGUAUGAAAUGUGUGAAGAGGAGAUCCAUUGUGAAAUGAACGAGGAGGGAACGGCCUUUAUACUUCCUGAGAACUACUUAAAUCUCCAGUUCAAUGUGGAAUCCGAUAGAGCUCCUUCUCGACCAUCAACUCCUGAUGAUGCGGAAGAACCUACAUCUAAGAAGCGGCGAAGGAUUGACAUGGACAUGGAACCUUUGUCGAUUGAUGGAGAUAUCGUAUUUCUUAUAAGCCAAUACGCUUGGUUCUAUUCGAAAGGAGACAAUCUGAAACGAUCUGCUAUCCCUAUCACUCGAUUUCUUGCAAUUACUUACCGCCACGGGGGGAAUAAGCAUUUAGCGAACGGCGAUUGUGUUAGACUUACAUCAUAUCAAAACCAGGCAGUGAUAGUUGAUUCGUAUGUUGUACUGGUUGAUGAUUCCCUCGAUUUAAUAGUUAUGCAAUCUAAAUCCACCGAGCUAUGCAAUCGCGAUUUGAUAUUGGAAGCACCCGAACUGAGGAGAGGAAUGCCAUACUAUUUGAUGGGUUACUCGGUAAUACAUGGAAGAACGUCACAUAUCUCAUUCUCCGCGGGAAUUAUAUCCAGCGAUAUCACAUCGAGAUUGCGUUUUUUGGGCUCCAGUGGAGCAUUCGUGGGAGACAGUGGAGGAAGCUGCUGGAGCGAUGAUGGAAGGCUAAUUGGGAUGCAGGUCAGUCCUGGGCGAGAUGGGCUUUAUUCCAAAAUGCUGGGUGCGGGAUGUGGGAUCAACUUAUUUUCGCGGAAUGCGAGAUUUCACAAAAACUCAAACCCAAAAUUGCAGGUUGAGACUGAGACUGUUCCUCAUACAACUGACCAUAAUGGACGACCGGCAUCUCCGGCAACGGGUGGUCGAUGUGGAAUAAUCCCGAUCAAAAACAUACAAGCUUUAAUACUAUAUCAGAAGAUAAUCCAUCAAUUGCUUGGACAACUUUCCAGAACUCGAGAAACCGUUGCUGAUGAGGCAGCUGUAGAGAACAAUAUUCUGAUAAUAAGAAACCACAUUGAGCAACUUUUGGAAAAACGAUUCUCCUUUCUUUCAGUUUUGGCAUCCCCGGAACUUGGAGAUGAUGAGUUUGAAGACGAGUGGAAUGUUCUUGUUUGGGGUCUUCUGGUAUGCAUUGUUCGUUUACCACAGACAAUCGAAAAAGAUUCUACAACGGAAAGUUUGAACCUAUACUUGAUUCGCCUGAUCAAUAUGGCUCGCCCUCUACGGCUUCCAAAAGUGUCUGUUGAGAGAGAACAAUGGUGGAAUCAGUUUUUCGAUCAAUUCAACAACCUCUUGCAUUUUUUGCACGGAUUGCUCUCCCAGUUGCAAAAUCCAAAUUGCAAUGUUGAAAUCAAGAUGAGAGCAUUUUUCACGAGACAGCUCCAACCAUGUUUGGCAGCAUUUCGCCGAGGAUGUGUUGAAAAUUCCCCUUUACUUCAUACGGAACUCAGAAGAGUUCAAGUUGAAAAUUUGUCAAAUCAUGGAAAACUGCUAGAAGAUGACUUACGAGAAAUCAAAAAGUACUACUCAAGUCUUCGAUUUGAAUGUCAAAGUUCUUCCACGAAUAUGUAUGCUACGCCAGAUACUUUAUGGCAGCUAUUGCAAGAAGUAAUGAUGACUUAUGAGCAAGUUAUGAAUGAUGCUUUGAUGUGUAAUGAGCCCAGUGGCUCACCAAUAAUGGUGACAAAUAACCUUUUUACGUUCACAUGCUACUCUUUGAAUAAGGUAAGGAAGCGAGAAGGGCUCAUUUUAUAUAUCCUAUUACAAAUUUUUCAGACUCUCUUCUACAACUCAUUCGAUAUUCAAAUCGUCAGUGAAGAGACAGCAGCGGCAAUUCAAAAUGAGAUAAUUCAAUGUAGAAUGGGAUCAAGUUCUCCAAAAGAACCAAAAUUAUUUCCAUCUGCUGCUUUGAUUGCAAUGAAGCCAACAACUGGAGUGAAAAGGAACAAUGCAACUGCAAAUCAAAAAGGAACCGGAGGAAAUAAUGCACACAAGAAAUCAGAUGUUAAUAGUCAGGAAUUUGUUACAAUUCCUGCGUUGUUCAGUGGGCCAGACCGAGCCUUUCAAACUACUUAUCCCCAUUUAUUAUGCACAACCAAACAAAAAGAUGCCGUUCUUCUGGACACAAAAUCUGGUGCAACUGGAAAACGGCCUCUGUUCUAUUUCUACAUUCGUGCUAAAACUUGGUCUCCAUCUGGUGAUGAUUUCUAUGUGCGAACAUUAUCACUUCCAUUUACAAUCAGUACAAGAAGAAAUCAAGAUUGUCAAGUACAAAGAAUGAAUUCAUCGUAUACGGCAACUUGUUUUUGGAUGUACGGAACAUGCUCCUUCAAUGGAUUACUUCUGAACUGGAAUGAAAAUCCAUUGACAUGGACCCAAUUUAAAGAACUCACACGUCGGUACUUCAUGGUCAACGGAGAAGUCAAACGUACAAUGGAGGAAUCUGAUUAUGCCCUAUUGGAAGACAAAAUGCAUUGUGAACAGUGUGGAGACGAUACCGAUGACCAACAUGGAGAAAACUGCAUUAGUUUCAAGAAUAUUCUCUGUUCCCAUUUGAGAUUCGACACUGACACCGUCCAAAUGCGAUUCAGUGUUUGGAGGGGAAUUCUCGAAGUUCUUCAGAUAUUUCAAGAUCCAAAAGCAGCUGUCAAAACUCUUUGGGAAAACUAUUUGAUGCAUGGAUUCUUGGAUACACAAGCAGUUAUGAACUUGUUGAUACCCCGCCACAACUGCAUGGUCAUCAGAUUGACCUACAUUCUGGGCGGAAGUGUUUGUGUGAGCUACCGUACCCUGCGCGGAGAAAUCGUUCAUCUAGAGCCAUUGGAAUUGAAGAAGCUUCAGGCGAAAAGCAUUUUGGAGUACAUUUCGGAUAUUGCAGAAACAGCCAAAAUUGACUAUCUUCUCACAUACAAUUUGGAUUACAUGCCAGUCUCCAGUGUUAUCGAAAAGUACUUCAAAGUGAAUGAUGUGAAAAGAGUCAGAGGAGUUUCUUCUAAUAUAACGGAUAAAGGACCAUUGAAUCAUGUUACUCAUGUCAAAUUCACACCUCUCCGUGUAGCAGUUGUUGCUUGUCGGGAACACACUCCUCGUCCAUCACCACGUCCUUCUGAAUCUCAUGAUAUUCCGUCAUCAUCUUCAUCUGAAUCUCACUAUCUGUUCAAUGUUCCGAGUCUUCCGCAGAGAUAUGAGCAUCAUCAUAAUCAGAAUCAUGAUCCGAUGACUUCAUUGUCUCAUAUGAUGCCUUCGUCUUCAUCCACGACGUCGCCUAUCAAUACAACGCCGACAAUGAUGCCUCCGUUACCAAUGAAUCAAUCGUUUGAAAUGCAAUUGGAAGCUUUGAUGAAACAAUACGGGAAGACUCCGCAAGAGGUAAAACGAGAAUUGUUAAAUGUGAAUUUCGGAUCAUAUUCUCAGGUGGUUGAAACUGUAUCUUUCGCUGCGAGAACCAGUCACCAUCACCUCGAAAUGCUCCCACCACACAAUCCGAACCUUCGUUCUGCUUCUUCUCUUGUUCCUGAUCACAAUGCUAGUUUCGAGGAGUUCAUGGAUGAUCUGACCAACAGCUCAAAUGACGAUUAUAUUCCAUCCCUCGACUUCUCACAUACUAAUCACUCUCUUCGCGUUUAG